AUGAACGGACCGCACAAUGCGCCGGUCAGCACUGUACGUCCCGGCCUCGACUGUGCCCUCGACUUCUAUAUUGAGAAUCGAAUACCUGGCGGCCACUUUCCAAUGGUCCUUCGGCUGGAUUGGAGCAUGGACCCAGCACCGACACUGAGGGAGCGAGUAAUGCUGCGCUUCAUGGACAGUGUAACCGACUUGACUGGGUGGGAGCAAGCCGUCUUCGAUGCCAAGCAAAUAGACUCCUACUGGGAGGAUCGAUACGAGCUUGCCGCCGAUAGCAAUGUGAAGCCAAGCCCCGCCGAGGAACCGACGCCAGAGUUUGACAUGUCCACCGACUUGGGACAUGUUGGCUUCUCCGAGAAGAUGUUUGAGUGGUGCAUCUGGGAGCUGCAAGCCAAGGCGCAAGAGUACCUCUCCACGGGCUCAGUCAGCGUCUACGACAUGGACGUUGCCAUUUUCAAGAAGGACGUCCCCGGCCUACACUCACCAUUAGAGGAGGAAGCCUUGCAAACUCAGGCCAUGCAUUGGCAGCCCGGUCACAAUGAUACGAAUCUCAAGGUUGUCCAGCCAGCCCUCUACGCACUCGAGUAUAACCGCACAAAAGUAUUCCGGCCGUGUGUCGUCACGCGAGGGAAUUGCUUGGACCUCAUCGGUGAAGGCGAAGUCGUUGCCCGUCCCCAGGUGAAGGAUCAGUGGUACAAAAGCUGGGCCAUUGAGCUGUCGACCCGAUUUCAACUUCUUCCCUCCGAGGUUCAACUUGACAAUCAUGGCAAGGCGCAUAUCACCGGCUACAUCAACAACAUGCAUCCCUUCAAGCACGCGUCGGCUUAUCGGGCAAUAGAGCGAAUUCUCGAUGAGGCUCUGCCUCUCCUCAAGGCUGCAUACAACAGUGUCCGAAGCCCUCCACAGCCAGAAGGCACGCGGUUUCCAUGGUAUCUCCAACGGUGCCAGAACCGUGGCUUUUGCAUGGAAGUGGGGGAGAAGAACGAAUGGGGUCCACCAAUCAACCAAGGAUGCAAACCCGAAAACUACCGCUACGUGGAUGGCGCUCCAUCAUCUCCAACCACCGAGGAGAUGGACGAGUGGUUCACUAGGACGCACCCCUCCGUCCUGCCUGAGCCAUUCGAUACCUCAGCAGCUCAAGACGCGUUCAACUCGGUUCACCGCUACAACACUCCGCGCUCGUGGGCGGAACCCGGCGGGCAGUUCCAGGUUAUCGUGUCAGUGGGCAACAUUUUGCUUUCGCCCGAGAAACCCACGUACGACAGCGGCUCGUUCCAUGUCGAAGGACUACUCAACGAACGCAUUUGUGCCUCGGCUCUCUAUUAUUACGAUAGCGACAACAUCACCGACAGCCGGCUUGCCUUCGAGGCCAAGGCACACCCCUACUCGCCCUGGUUGAUACCCGACAGUGUGUACGAGCCAUACAGCAUUGAUCGAGAGUGGUCAAAGGAGCUCUUCGGUGUGACUCUCGGAGCCACGGCAUGCUCCAAGCAUGUGUAUAUUAAGCUCGGAGCUGUUCAAACCCCUCCCGGCCGGCUAGUUGUGUUCCCCAACGUCCUGGGACAUCGAGUAGAACCUUUCGAGCUUGUCGACAAGACGCGCGCGGGACAUCGCAAGGUCGUCGCCAUCUUCCUCGUCGACCCCAAGACGCCGAUCAUCUCCACUGCCGAUGUGCCGCCUCAGCAGAGGCUCUGGGCUGAAGGCCGCUCACAUCUAUUAGGUGCCACAGUGCCUGGCCUCGAGGUGGCACAUGAGAUUGCCGAGGAGCUGAUCAAAGAGAGGUCAAACUUGACGACUGGGCAAAUCGGAUACGGGACAGUGGACUGA
Messenger RNA from Vanrija pseudolonga, 1824 nucleotides. RefSeq lists its product as uncharacterized. Bases 1 to 1824 code for a protein of 607 amino acids. NCBI's taxonomy places the organism in Eukaryota, Fungi, Basidiomycota, Tremellomycetes, Trichosporonales, Trichosporonaceae. The transcript has a single exon. The record is from RefSeq and is a predicted model, not a curated record.